AUCUCAUACUCGCCUGCUUCACUUCUCUCCCCUUGAGUUGAUUGCGACUCUCUACUCAGCACGGGCUGGUUUCUGCGGGUCUGUCUUGUAGCUGUUUUCAUCUUCUUUUCUCCUCCAUCUGAACACCUCUCUUCCUCUCUCCAUCAUGAGUCUGAGUCGCACAAAGAGAAUCAGCUCCAGUAACUCAGUCCGGUGCAGUAGCAGCUCCAGGAGGCUGAGUGGGUUCGGUCCAGUUCAGGGCGGUUUCAGCGGGAUCUCCCUGAGCAGCAGCUCUCUGUAUGCAGGGACAAAUGGGCAUCACCACGGCCUGGGGACCCCGCUGGCAUCUCUGUCCGUCAAUAAAAGUCUACUGGCCCCUCUCAAUCUAGAGAUUGACCCCAACCUGUCAAUGAGCAGAGCCCAUGAAAAGGAGCAGAUGAAGAGCCUCAACAACCGCUUCGCCAGCUUUAUAGACAAGGUAAGCAGCUUAACAGGUUACCAGUUAAUAGCUGCUGUUGGUGAGUUUAAAGUAAAUUUAUUGUACACGGUAUUCAGUUUGUUUGUUUGUGUGUGUGUGUGUGUGUGUGUGUGUGUGUGUGUGUGUGUGUGUGUGUGUGUGUGUGUGUGUGUGUGUGUGUGUCCACCUGGGGAUUUAAAGUCUAUAGGUCUUUCCCUUUAGCUGUUAUUGGUUUCUAUCGCCUCUUGAGGGACAUGUCUGUCUCUUUGGCUGCUAGAUCUUCCACUGUGUCCUCCAGAUAGACUUAAAAGCCAUGUGAACAACAAAAGCAAAGAGCAAAGUCAUUCAUGAUUUUAUAACUUAUGCCCACUUACUAACAGAAUCAUGUGUUUAGUCCUGCUGGUAAAUAUCAGUACCUUCAGAACUGCCUGGAAACUCAACUUUAGCAUAUCUGGCCAAACAGAAUCCAGUUUGGUGACCUGUUAGCGAGGCUCAGUACCAGGAUCCCUCUGACUAACAUCAACAACAGUGUUCAGUUUCAGCAACUGUCCAUCUAUCUCCAGUGAGCUCUUGUUUCACCAGCCACACUAAAGUCAGCUGAAACCUGUCAUACCAAAGCAUUAAUAACACAAAUAAACACCUUAAAUGACAUUAAUCAGGCAAAAAAAUUAACGAAGUGGAUAAAGGAAGUGGAUUUGCACAAAGUCUAACUUCAGGAUUUGUCAGGUCUGUCAGCAAGAUAGGAUGAAAACAACUUUGGAAAUACUUUUUUUUCAUUGGGUUUGGUUAAGGUGUUUCUGAUGUGCCAUUGUACGUCAGUAAAAAGUGACAGAGUCUUGCACAGAAUUUUCUCUUAAGUUAAAUUGUGUCUUUGCAUCUGUGUAGAGUCAUGCAUACUUGUGUCAGUGCAUUUACAUAUAAUGAUGAAGGAUGUGUGGAAACACUUCCUCAAAUUUUGGUCUAGGUUCACCUACAGUUUAAAGCUAAAACUGCACUUCUAACUGGAUUGUCUCAAUAAUUUUGAUAAUGAAAGAAAAAAUAUGAAUAAAUUUUUAGAUUAUUGUUGUAGUUGCUUUGCAUGGAAAUUUGUGACUUUGCAUCAACUAAAUAUUUAAAGACACACACAAUUCCUGCUCUUUGGUCAUGUGCAGGUAGUUUUUUUGUGAUUUAAGGAGCUUUUGUUCUUGACAUGGGGACCUGUUGUGGCUUGAAACCAGUAGAAAGUAUCAGAAAAGAAUGAAAAUGAGGGAAUCUGUGGUUUAGAAGGUCAUUUUUUGUCCUUAAGUAUAAUCCCCAGGUAUACCUGUCAGAUUGUCAUAAGAAAAUAUUAGCUCCUUUAAGAACUGAUGCCAUAAUUUUAGGGUCAUAAUCAUGAUAUGAUAGAAAUAUUUUAACUCAUUCAUAGUGGAUGAAUUGGUGAUAAAAAUGUUCCUCAAAUUGAACAUGACACCCAGAGUCUUGACACUUACGGAUCAGGCUUGUCGCAUUAAAGAAGUGAAUCUGGGUGUUGAUGUUCCUGAAGGACACAGCUCUCACUAAUUUCUCACAGGAAGAGAGAAAGAGAGCAGCUUUGUGAUAACGUCCGAUAUUGAUACCGUACUUAGGGAACAUCUCUGCGUUCUCACGGAGUCGAUAACACACUCACACAAAAGAGGCUUUGUUUGCUUCUCACACCAGCAGAUGCACUUCAGGAAAACAGAGGCAGAUUCAUGAGCUGGAUGAGGUCUCUGUGUCCCAGUGUUCAGGUAACCAACAAAUCAGUUCAAAGACUGAAAGUUGUGGAAAUUCUUGGAAAAAUGUUUGAGCCCAUCCGUCUGUCUACCUGUGAAUUAUCACUUCAACAUGACGUUCAUGUCUUGUAACAUAAUGAAAACGUAGCAUCUGAAACCUGAGAGAUAACUUUGGGGUAUUUUAGCUCACCUUUCGUUCAACAGGACAUGUUGAGGAGGCACAACUCAUCUUUAUGUACAGUUUUUAAAUGAUGGCAAAAGAAACUCAAAGUUCCUUGGGCUCUGGGAAAUGUUGAAUGCUUUUAACGACAGCAGAUGCUCACAGGCAGAGUGGAGUCCACUGACGACUAAACAGACCCCUGCUGAAACCCAACCUGCCUGAUCCCAGCAGCUCUGAAAUUUUAAAGAGCUGCUCCCCUCAUGCAGAGAGCUAAUUAGUUUGAUGCAUCAAGAACACAAAGUUAUGUUUGUUUCAGGAUGACAGCCCUGCUACGAGGUAAAUGAGGGGUCAGUGACACAAGAUUACAGGGAAAUAUGAUAGUAUGUAAUGGUGCUAGUUAGUGUAGAAAUGAUCCCUGAGGAGCUCUUUACAAGGUUUGGAGGUUAAUCCGGAAAAACAGCCAGAAAGUCUGUGACUCAUCAGGGAUUUAAAGCUCCAUUUAAAGCCAAAGUCAGGGGUUUUGGAUCGCUGGAUAUUGAAACUUUCUGUCCCAUUCUAGUCCAUUUAGUUUGGCUGUAACCUGAUAAAGCGGGUCAGGCACUGAGUGGUGGCAUCUCACAGGGAGAUUAUUCUGGUCUGAACAGGACACAGGCUUUGUGUUUGGAGGUGGAGGUAUGAAAGGUGGGGGAUAGAUUCCAUUGCUGCGGGCAGGAAACUCGAGCUGAGCAGGUACAGUCAGGUGGAGACUUUCACAUCGAGCUGGUGAUCUGGUGGAACAACGCUAUCACUUUAACCCCUGCCUGUCCAGAGAAGGACAUCCACCUGAAGCCUGAACUUACUGUAUUUUCUUCAUGACCUGUGAUGUAUUUUGGCGUAAAACUGUAGAGAAAGGUGAACAUUCCCAUUGCAAAUUCCCAGAAGUAGUUGUCUUGAAUUUGCAUGCUUGGUUCACCCACAGCCCACCCGAGAAACAACAGCACUGUAGACAAAAGCAGCAAAGGGUUUGUUGUAAAGACGCAGUGAGGUCUUACAGUGAGAUCUUCUUUCUCAUUAUCUAACAGGUGCGUUUCCUGGAGCAGCAGAAUAAGAUGCUGGAGACCAAACAUGAGCUGCUGCAGAGUCAGGGGGUGAGCCGCUCUAAUGUAGAGCCCCUGUUUGAGGCCUACAUGGCGGGUCUGAGGCGCCAGAUGGACCUGGUCAACAAUGACAAGACCAAACUGGACGGAGAGCUGAGGAACAUGCAGGGCCUGGUGGAGGACUUCAAACACAAGUUAAUAACACACCACUUGGAAAUUAAGUCCCAAACUUUGGUGACAACAAAGUUUAUAUCAUGUGUGUUGGUCUCUGUCGCAGAUAUGAGGACGAGAUCAACAAGAGAAACAACCUGGAGAAUGACUUUGUGAUCCUAAAGAAGGUCAGUGCGAGAGCACACACACACACACACACACACACACACACACAUUCAUGCAGGUGUGGUCAGUAAAACGAACCACUGUGUUGUCCUCUGUCAUUGUUCUCACUCUUUAAUCUCUACAUUCCCACAUAAAAUCCACUACACUGGAACAACAACCAGACACAACUGCCAAAGUCAAACAUGAGGGAAUUUGUCUGAGUGGGAUUUACAGAAAAGUCUUUGUGUGUGUUUUUGAUUCCUCUGUGUUCAGGACGUGGACUCAGCCUACCUGGUGAAAGCAGAUCUGGAGGAUAAAGUUGGAGCUCUGACUGACGAAAUUAACUUCCUACGAAACAUCUAUGAGGAGGUUUCAGAACUUUUUCAAACUUUGAAAGCUUCCAAGUCUUAACCCUUCAGUUUUGCUCUGUUUGCACACUUUUCCCACUGGUACUCAGAAAUUUCUCUGAAAAUCUGAUUUCAUUGUUGUGGCCAGAUCCUUUGCUGAGUUCAGAAAGUUCCCUGCUGCUUUCAUUCAUUUUUAUCUUUUUGUCUGCUGUAGGAGCUGCGUGAGCUGCAGGCCAGUAUCAAGGACACAUCUGUGGUGGUGCAAAUGGACAACAGUCGCAGCCUGAACAUGGAGCAGAUCGUAGCAGAGGUCAAAGCUCAGUACGAAGAGAUCGCAGCCCGCAGCCGAGAGGAGGCCGAAGCUUGGUACAAGAGCAAAGUAAGCAACAAGUGUUUAACCAAGAAGAAGAUAUGCAAAGAUAUCAUGUAUACGUUACAGAGCCGUGAGGAACCAGCUCAAGACAACAUUUGUGAUUCACCAAAACUGUAACCAGCUCUUUACUCAAAGAUAAGGUACAUUGCCCUCUCUCUGCACCCUCUGCAGUUUGACCAGAUGUCGGUCCAGGCGAGCCAGUUUGGAGAUGAGCUUCGCAUCGUAAAGGGGGAGAUCGGCGAGGUCAACAGGCUGAUCAGCCGACUGCAGAGUGAGAUCGAGGCAGUAAAAGCUCAGGUACAUGAAAACAGGAUCAAAGGUGUCAUGUACUAACUAUGUUGUGUUUGAGCGGACUCUGAUCCAGACCUGGUGUAUUCGGUUCUCAGCGUGGGGGUCUGGAGAACCAGCUGGCUGAAGCAGAGGAGCGAGGAGAACUGGCUGUGAAAGAGGCCAAAGCUCGAACCAGAGACCUGGAGGAUGCCUUGCAGAGAUCCAAGCAAGACAUGGCCCGACAGCUCAGAGAGUACCAGGUGAGACAGAAAGGACCAGGUACAACAAGGGGUGCCAAUAAAACAGGGGGAACCAAGUAAGAUGUGUGUACCAGGUGAGACGGAAGAUACUUAGUGGGGCAGAUGCUGCAGGAGAGACAGUCUAAACCAGAUGAAGGUGACUGGACUGGAUGAGACAAGAAGGAUUAUGUGAGACAGAGGGUACCGGAUAAAACCAGAGGUUAUGAAGUGUGGUUUAAGAGGACCAGGUAUGACUUUGGGUUUCAGGUAAAACAGGAGAUUCCAGUUUAGAGAGAGGAUACCAGGUGAGACAAAGAGAAUCUGUUUCAGUAUCUGGAUCAUGUUGAUCCAGUCUAUUUAAACUUUUAAAUAUCAGAAAUGUAAUUCUGGUUCAAAUUAGACUUUCUUAACAAUUGCACCAAGAUUAAGAAUUUCUUCUCCUUCCGCAGGACCUGAUGAACCUGAAACUUGCUCUUGACAUUGAGAUCGCCACCUACAGGAAGCUGCUGGAGGGGGAGGAGGACAGGUGAGAGGAAAAGGAUAUUUCAUGAUUUAAAAGUAAAUAAAAUGACUGCCUCACACUUUAUUGGUCUUUUCUCUGCAGACUCGGGCAGCAGUCCAUCUGCAACAUCCAGGCUGUUUCCAACUACAGUGAGUAACAAACUCUGACAGAUGCAGCUCAGACCUCCACCUGCUCACAGGAGGGUACACCUUUAAAGUUACACAGACAGGUGCAGAGUGUCUGUCUGUAUGUGUGUAUUUAAACCAGUCUUGUAGGUACACUGUACGUAAUCAUGCUCUCCUUUAUAUUCAAAUUGAAUAAAAAACUAAAACACACUCUUGCUCUUGUGGCCAUUUUUAAAAAGAUAAUUUUUCUUCAUUGUUUAUCAAGAAACCUCCAGUUGUUAUGUACACAUAAAAACUGUGAGAACAGAUUUUAUAAAGUUACAGCACAAAGCACACAGGGGGAUUCAAACUAGUAGAAACAAGAACUAUAGAUAUUUUUAGAGCAAAACAUCUAACUUUACGUAAAUUUGUCAUGUUUUUUUAUUUGCUUUUCUUUGUCGUAUGUGAUGUACAGGUGCACAACAAUAGCCAUUUAAAGAUGAUAGUGAGCUAAUUUUUCAACUUUUUAUCAGACAAACAAUGACUAAGUUACAUUUAAUUAAUGAAAAGUAUGAUUUGUAUCAUUGUCUUUAUCUCUGCUAUUGCUUUGCACAAAACUGUUGUGUCAUCUAACCCAUGAAUUUGAUUUUUUAUCCUUAUGGACCGGUUCAAACCCAGUUUACAUAAAACCCCCUGUAGCUCAUUUUCUUCUUUAUCCUCUGACUUGUUUUCACUCGUCACAAAAAUAACAAACUCUUUCCUCUGUUGUUAUCUCUGUCUCUCCUGAUAUUUUCUUUCCCCUGUGUCUCUGUUUGUGCAGGUACUAAGAGUACUAAUGGUUAUCACAGUAGCAGCAGCUCUCCUGCUCCCAAACUGCUGAUAAAGACCACGGAGACCAGAGACACCAGCAGAUACACUACUCACUGAGAGGAAAUAAAACAUGCAUGCACCUUUUUACCGCUACUCCAUCAAUGCAUGAGUAUUAAUGACCAAAUAAUCCAAUAUGUGUAAAACAGCCACAGGGAGCAUGUUUAAACUCUUAAAACUCUUUCCCCCCUUGAUUACGUUGCAUUUUAAAUGAAACUUUUAUGUGAAGGACUUUGAUUUGUUAAAGGGGCAGUUUUUUUCUUUUUUGGUGGGGUUGAAUGAGGUAAUAAUUAUUAGUUAAAGUGAUAAGGGAUCUGAGUUAGCUCAGCUUCUUUGCUGAGUAAUCUGCUGCACAUCUCACCUUUAUCAUGUAAUUUAACACAUUAUCAGAAGUCAGAUCUUAACACUAAUGUUGGCGUAAAUGUGAAGAAUGUUGAGUAAAUACUUUGCGCUUGUCUUUGCUGUCAAAGAGCCACUUUGGAUAUAUUGGUGGAUACUUCACAUUCUUCUGCCCUAUAUAACCCCUCUUCAAAAAAAGAGAAAACUACCCCUUUAAGGAGUAUUUUACAGCAUGCUGUUUCUGUUUUUACAACUGUGCAUGCACCAGUUUACAAAAAUCAAACACCCAUUAUAAACAAAGCAAACAAAAACCACACGUAUUUAUGCGUGUCUGAAGCUAAUUUACCGGCAGGUUUUGCGUAGGGGUGCAAGGGGCUACCUGGUUUUACUUUGUAUUCACUGUAGAAGAAUGACAAAAAAACAAUUUUACAUAAGUCUAAUGGAAAAAAUAGUAGCUGGAAAAGGUUUGUCUAUACUAUAGUUAAGUCACUAUAAAGAUUUGACUGUGUUUUCCUCUGUCUGCUGUUUUCAAGCUCUCUGCCUUACCACAUAUUAUGUAAGACUUCCUUGUAUUUCAGCCAUGAAAUCAUUUUGGUGUUUUCUGUUUCAGGUGUUUAUCUGUAUUACAGUAGUAUUAUUUCUCUAACUUUGCCCUGCCUAUUUUUUUUCCACCAUAAAGGGAUUUUAUUUCUUUGAUAAAUUUGAAGUAUUCACUUACACCUGUGAUCACAAACUUUCUUUAUUUUACAGCUGCUGCUUUCAUCAAUAAAUUUACA
Xyrichtys novacula (pearly razorfish) is the source of this 7534-nucleotide messenger RNA. NCBI's taxonomy places the organism in Eukaryota, Metazoa, Chordata, Actinopteri, Labriformes, Labridae. The record is from the annotation of a GenBank genome assembly.